GCCCGGCCCAGUCUGAGGCUGCUGGUCGAGGGGGGAAGCAGUGAGGACAGCAUCCCUGGUCCACAGGCGGGAUGAGCGGGGGAGCAGAGCAAGCUGACAUCCUAAGCGUGCUCUCCCUGGUCAAGGAACGAUGGAAAGUGGUGAAGAAGAUUGGGGGUGGAGGGUUUGGCGAAAUCUACGAGGCGGUGGACCUGCUGACACGGGUCAGCGUGGCGCUGAAGGUGGAGUCGGCCCAGCAGCCCAAACAGGUGCUCAAGAUGGAGGUCGCCGUACUCAAGAAGCUCCAGGGUAAAGACCACGUCUGUCGCUUUGUGGGAUGUGGCCGCAACGACCGCUUUAACUACGUGGUGAUGGAGCUUCAGGGUCGUAACCUGGCUGACCUGAGGAGGAGUAUGACCCGGGGCACAUUCAGCAUCAGCACCACCCUGCGUCUCGGCCGCCAGAUCCUGGAAGCCAUAGAGAGCAUCCACUCUGUCGGCUUCCUGCAUCGUGACAUCAAACCGUCCAAUUUUGCCAUGGGUCGCUUCCCCAGUACCUGUCGUACCUGCUACAUGUUGGACUUUGGUUUAGCUCGCCAGUUCACCAACUCUUGCCAGGAGGUCCGACCACCCCGUCCAGUGGCAGGGUUCAGAGGAACAGUCCGCUAUGCAUCGGUCAACGCACACAAGAACAAGGAGAUGGGUCGUCAUGAUGAUCUGUGGUCCCUCUUCUACAUGCUGGUGGAGUUUCUGGUUGGUCAGUUGCCAUGGCGGAAGAUCAAGGACAAAGAACACGUGGGGAAGCUGAAGGAGACUUACGACCAUCACCUGAUGCUCAAACAUCUGCCGGCAGAGUUCGGUGUGUUUUUGGAACACAUCUCCAGCCUGGACUACUUCACAAAACCUGACUACCAGCUGCUGAUGUCAGUAUUUGACAACAGUAUGAAAACCUACAAUGUUGUGGAGAAUGACCCCUAUGACUGGGAGAGAACUGGCACAGACGGCACCUUGACAAUCAGUGCCAGUGCCACAACGGCACAACAUCACACCCGCCUCACCCCGGCACAUCUGGGCAUGGCGAAUGCCUCCCUGAUACCUGGCGACCUGAUGAGGGAAAACACAGAUGAGGUUUUGCAGGAUGAGCAGCUCAGUGACGUGGAGAACAACCCCGCUCCUGAGCGCCUGACUGGCUCUCCCCUCCACCCGCACCGCAACCAGGAGGCUGAUGUCUGGGAGGAGCUGGACCGCAACCGUAACCGCAUCAGGACGGCAGUCUGGAAGACGGCGACGGAGGAGGAGCACAGCAACAACCAGGGCAACCAAGGACACCAGAGCCCCUACGCUGGACCAAGUCUGGGUUCACCAGUCAAACUACACUCUGAGGUGAUGGCUUCAGACCGUGACGGCCCUCUGCUGAGGAAGCUCCGCAACAUCCACAGCUUUGACCUGGAGAGGAGGCUUGGCCUGGAGUCUAAGCCCAGUCCAGAGCGCUUCCUGGAGGCCUGCCCAGUGAAGCAGCAGCCUGGCACCCCACACCAGGAGAAGGAGGCUAAUGGAGCUGCAAUCAUCCCAGUGACUCAGGGUCAAACUGUUCCUGCCGGGGAGCGUCCAGAUAGGGUCUGGCACUAUGAUGAGGAGUUCCUGUCUGGAGGUGGUUCUCCUAAGCCAGCAUCCCCUGGAUCUGUGGAGCAGGGAGAGGGGGCAGCCAGCAGCGGGGGCUUUGUGGCCCUAAAUUUGAGCUCUGGGAGGCAGGACAUUGACUCAAGGGAGUGGGUAAUGGUGGAGCGGCCCAGCGGCUCCCCAGGAGCCAAGGCUACCACCAGCCCUUCAGAGGAGGAUGAGGAGCCAGAGGUGCUCCAGCCAGGAGAGCAGUCUCCUGGAUGGGAAAAGGGCAGCCCAAGCCCUAUCUCUGGCAAAGCUAAACAGGAAAGCAUGUCUUCCUCCAAGGGAAGUGCAAAAGUGGACAAGUUGGAACUUAGCGUGGGCCCUGUGGGGGCUCUGCCUCCCGUCACUCCAACCAGCCCAGCUGAAGCUCUGGCUGAGGGAGUUCUCACUCAGCUCCCCACCUCUCCUCCGUCCCUGCCUGAGGAGGUCGCGGUCCGGACAUCCAGCCCCAUCCCUCUGCGCUCUCCCAGCCCUCACACCCUCCUGACCACCUUGUCGGACCCGCUGCACCAGCGCCAUCCGCCGGGCAUGAGGCGCAGCCAGUCUGCUGACCAGCCGCAGCAGGAACGCCCCUCCUCCUCCUCCUCCUGCCAUGCCUCCCUUCCACUACCACCAAACCCCACCCCCUGCACCCGCUCACCCAGUCGCAGGAAACUGCCGGCCAUCCCGGCGGGUGCUGCCAACGCCAAGUUUCCCUCUGUCAUACGCAUCACACGUGCCCAGCUUCAGCAGUUGACAGCUCAGCGUCCCUCUGGGCUGUCCUCCCAGUCAGGAUCAGACAGUGCUCCACAGUGCCUCCUGCUGGAGAGGCGUGGUGAAGCCGAAGCUGAGACUCAGCAGGUCCGGGAGCAAACAGUGGACAUCACCUCCCCACAGGACCAUGUGCCCACCCAUCCGGGGACGCCCACAGACCCCCUGGCUGAGACGCUGGUCAACGGAGACAGCCACACCAAAGCUCAAAGCCCCGUGCCAAGCCGCGUGUCUUCCCCGCGCUCGCCACGCUCGCCUCCUCCGCGCUCACCCUCCUCUCCACGCUCCCCUCGCUCCCCCCACUCCCCCACUCCCCCCAGUCCUGUUUUUGCCAACGGCCACUUCUCCCCUCAUGUUACUGGCCAAAGUGAUUUAAGUAAUGGCGCUUUCCCUAAGCUUAAAGACCCUGAAAACAUUUCUGGCCCCACUCCCUGUGCCACAAAGCCUCAGCUAAGAGGGGAGGAGGGCGGAAAGGUGAACCAGGCUCAGACUAACGGCCCAGCCUCCUCCUCUCCGGCUGCCCCCCGUAAGGACCCCAGCCGCAGGCAAAGUCGCAUCCCGGUCCUGGAGCCCUCCAGCCUUCUGGAGCUCCCGCCUCCUGGAUCUGCCAAGGAGAAACUCCUGCAGAAGAAAGCCAACCACCAGGGCCCCGUCCCCUCCCCCACUGCCUCGCCGUCCCUCUCUGACAGGCGUGGCCCCGUGGUGGCCUCCCUCGCCAGGGAUCCACUCUCCUCCAACUCUGACCGCUCCCAGGACGAGGACUCGCUCAUGGGCUCUCGCUCUGACCGCCAGGGAGAUGAUGCCGCAUCCCUCUCCUCCUCCUCCAGCCCCCUGUCCCGCAAGAGCAGGAUCCCUCGCCCCGUUCAUUCAGCCUCUUCCUCUGAGCAGCUGGCUGCCCAAUUCCUGCCGCGCCCGCCCCCUGGAAAGCCACCUUGCCGCCCCACAGUGGAGGGCAGGCUUAGACGUUACCGCAUCCGAGCUGGCAGCACCAGUGACUCAGACCUCCUGACCUGCCUCGCUCAGCUGAUGCAUGGCUCUCGUGGCUCCCCACUCCACCACCGCUCCUCGGCCCAGCAUGGGGGCUCCAGGAUGGGCAUCUGCAGCCUGACAAGCUCCCCGCACCACCACCGCAGCUCUAGCGCCUCGCCGCGCAGCUCCUCCUCCCUGCAGCGCUCCGUCAGCUCCUCGCCCUCCCGCCAUGAGCACCGUGGCGGCGGGGGUGGGGGCUGCCUCGGCCGCAGCCGCUCGCCCCCUAGCUUCUCCGGCUCGCCCCCUCCCCGCCGCUUCUACCCCCACCACCAGGAGACUUGCUGUAGCCGCCAGGCACGCACGGGCCCCUUCCACCUGUCCAGGGGGAAGGGCUGCAGCCGAGAGGGCAAGUGCUCCAGCAAGCUGAGCAGAUAGUUGCCCACAGGGUUGUGCUGCCGCAGCAGAGGAUGGGAAGAGUCCAAUUCUGAUAGAGUAGACACCAGUCAGGACUAAAACCUGAGUCUUCCUCUAUAAUUAGAAAAAAAAAAAAAAUCUUGUUUCCCUGUUUUUUGCUGUCAGUCUGAACCUUACAGUUGUCUUGCCGCUUCCCACUUUUCUCUUCACUUCUUGUAUUUGCACACAGGGUUUGUCAUUCAUUUAUGUGCCCGACUUCAAAGAGGUACUCCAACGAUUUAGUAUUGAAUUUCCAUCAAGUUUUUGGGCUCAUGAGAGACAGAACAGUCAAAAUCUGUGUAGCAGAGGCCAAGAUGUCCUCACUUUUAGUCGGAUAGGUUCCAGAAAUGCUUCUUCUCACAUCUCCCUGUCUCCUCAAUAUGAAUAAAUGUGCAAAAUCGUUGGAGUGCCCCUGAUCAUUUAUCAGGCAAACUAUAUUGACAGGGUCUGCGUGUCAGGGUCCUUAUUUUAUAUUUGUUAAAACCUGGUAGAGCAAAACAGUGUAGCUUCAAAAUUAACCCGUUCCUUCCCAAUGCAGGACAUUCUAUAACACAUAAGUCAGUAGUUAGUUAGUUGAGCCAGUGGGCACAUAAAUAAAACAGUUUUCUGCUUAUUCCACUUUAAACCAUCCUGCACCACAAUAUAUAGUAACUUAUUUAUCCCCAGUAUUAAUGCACUUGGAUUACACUGAUGGAAUGUCAGUGUAGCUGAUCACAGCUUAAUGAGAUAGUGGCCUGGGUGCUGACUCAGUUAUCUCCUCUGCGUUUGGAGAUUGCAGGCAGGGUAUAAUAUUUACUUUAUGCUGUGUGUGAAUGCAUAAAGCCAGAAUUUGUUGUACAGUUGUAUUUAUUGAGAUAUUUAUUUUGAUGCUUAGCGACACUUACGACUCCUACCCUCUUCUGUGUGAUCGUGGACGUGUGGUUUUUGUGUCUCUCGGGUUAGUUUUAAAUGUUUAAUCGAGGGGUCCGCUCCGUAGUGACCCUUCAUACAAUCAAUCAUGUAAAGUGCGUGAGGACACACACCUUUUUGUGCCUACUGUGUUGCUAAGAGGGAAUUCGAAGGGAUUAGAAUAGUGAAACUCCUUUUUUUUUUUUUUUAGAUCUGAAGGCAUUCAUGGAACAUGUGUUUCCAGUAGUAGUAGUUGUAGUAGCAGUAGUGAGCUUAUACAACACAAAGGUACAUUACUGAUGAGUAAUGUCUGGAUGUGGAUAUUUGUCUCAGCAUGUGCCUUGGCACUUUGGGCAGCUUGAGGAUUCACUCUGGUGUGUCUGUAAUUAGAAAAAAAACAAACAAACAAACAAAAGGAGCCAAAAACAGACUUGUGCCAGCCGUUAUUAGACGACCCUUUUCACCAGUAUUUAUUUAUAUAGAAAAGGUAGCAACACAAUUGUUUGUAUAUCAAACACAAUUUGAGCAACGGUUUACUUGAGGACAGAGUAGCUAUUAUUUGUAACAAGUAAAGGAAAUAUUUCAAGCGACACCCGUUUUAGCUGUCCUGUAUGUACCAGGUCAGUAUUUGAGGUUAAACUUUUAACAAAUGUGAAUUUCAAACCUCAAACAACAUUUUGUCAAAUGUUACUGAAAAUGGAGGCCAUAUGUACAUACAGAUUAUUUCACACACCAAAAUGAUGAAGAAUGUUUUUUUUUUUUUUUUGUUGCUCCUGUGCUGGAGAAUGUCUUUUAUAUAAUGACAUACAGUAUGUUUGUGCACAUGGCAAAGGAAUCAGAGUAUUGUUUGUGUUUAAUUUAGUUUAGGAUUCCUCACUGAGACUCUCCUCCACAACCUCUUCCCACUCCUCUGCUUGUAAGAUACUGUAAAAUAACUCCAGCUUCCUUCCAGUGCUACUCUUGCAUGCUCAACAGAGAAAAGACGGAAAAAAAUAAUCAGAAUCAACUACUGAGUUAAAAAAAAAAAAGCUGCAUACCACUACUCAUUACAGGGCAUUUAUCUUGUGAAGAUUUUAACCCGGCGGGACUUCAUUACCUGUCGGACAAGCAAAUUUAAUUUCUGUGAAUCUGUAUAUCUUCUCCGACUCAUCUUAAUAUUCAUUUUCCUUCUCCCACCUGAUGUAUGACACUAGUUUUCUGCACUUCCUGCACUGACUUGGGGUGAUUGUGUUGCUGGAUAAUGAUGUUUUUUUAUCCAUGCUUACCCAGCUUUGAACAUGAUGCACAAAGUAAUUACCACAAAAAAAUCUAAAAGGAGAAUAGACUUUGCUGUGUUUUUAGCGUUUGUAUUAUAGGAAAAACACAGGACUUGAGAGAUUAAAUGCAGCCAUAGCCUCUAUAAGAUUACAGCUGCACAAAUGAACAAAGAGAAAAAUCACAUUGCCAAAUAUUUUGAUAAAUUUUGCAGAUGUGGUUUGACUUGAGAUGUGAUGAUAACCAUGGGAGCGUAUAGAGGGUGAAUGGGCACAUUGCUUUGUAGAUGUAAAAACGUGCUUGUUUCGUUUGACUCAUGCAGAUGUUGCAGGUACCUACGCUAGCCUCACAGAGCAGCUACGAUGACUCAUCCUGAAGGCAGACAGCGUUCAGUCAGUCAGCCGCCUUAAUGUCUCUUCUCUGCCCCCUCUGUGCAUAGCGAGGGAUGACUGAGCCUUGUCUGUGUUGGAGAUCAUUCCACUGUUAGGGCCGGGCCGAGCCGAGCCUUCCUGUCCCUUAUCUCUCUUGUAAUGGGCACGUGCUACCAUGCCUGUCAGUGUGGUCAGUACGCCACCACUGAAAUCAGUGCUGUCAGACUCUCGUUGCUUACAAAGCUGUGCUUCUGCCCGAGAGCUCCCCUGUGUUUAUUUGUUCUGUGAGAGCACGUGGACCAUUUAUCGAACAACUGGUGAUGAAAACAUUUCAGGCUGCAGUAUUCGAGGUGUGUCUGUCCGUGUGAUGACUGUAUGCUCUCAAACAGGGGCAUGCAAAUUUCUACGUGUCGCCAGCAAUCAAUCUUUGAAUUCUCCCUCUUUCGACUCACAGAUUUCAAGAUAUUUCAAGCUUUCAAAGUUCAGAACGCUGUUGUGCAGACUUUUAAUAUAUACCUGUAAAAUAUUCAAAUAAUUAUUUAAAUAAAAAACAUUAUUGUAAAACCAUAACUUAUAUGCUAACAAGCUUCAGUGAAAGGGAGGGACAGACACUAAAGAGUGCUGCUGGUUUUAAAAGAUAAUCAGAUUUCUUCUCAUGUUUUUUUAUUUUAUUAUUAUUAUUGCACAUAAGUGGUGUGUAGUUGUAGUACUAGUGUAACCUUCCAGAUAAGAUUUUCUUUGUCACUUUAUGAAGUGGCAUGUUGUUGGAAAGGUGUCAUAUUUAUAGUAGCUUGGUGGUAUUUGUGGGUUACAGAUACCCACAGGCCAAUGAGAACAAACCCAGCUGUUUUGUCUUAUUUUGAAAGGUGAGACGGUAACUAAUGAAAGCUUUGGUGUGCACUGGUACACUCCUCAUGUCAUAACAUUGGAUUACUUGUUGAUAACUUAUAAAUACUUGACAGAAAUUAUUUAUUGUGACAUUUGCUAAUUUGCCCAUCCAUCAUUUUGACUUCAAUUGUUGGGAUUUUUUAAUGGUUGAUAUUAUUUUUUUUGUGUUGUAAUGUAUGUUAUAUUGGUUUUGAAAUGUAACUGUACAGUCUCAAGGACAGAAUGUAACAAGUGGGAGUUUUGCAUUGUAUAUAACUGUAAUUAUUUAUGUUUAUUCUAUCAUUUGUAUCAUAUCAAUGCCUUGUACAGUGUUCCUUUUUUCUUUUUUGUUUUAAAAUUAUUUUGUAUUUUAUUUUUAUAAACUGGUUAUAAAUAAAAUACUCAUUCCGCAUGCAGACAGAA
Molecule: messenger RNA, 7618 nt
Organism: Lates calcarifer (barramundi perch)
Lineage: Eukaryota; Metazoa; Chordata; Actinopteri; Centropomidae
Gene: ttbk2a
Product: tau tubulin kinase 2a
Biological process (GO): peptidyl-serine phosphorylation; cilium assembly; signal transduction
Cellular component (GO): nucleus; ciliary basal body; cytoplasm
Molecular function (GO): protein serine/threonine kinase activity; ATP binding
Source: RefSeq, a predicted model, not a curated record